AGAUCCCCUCCCACCUUCCUCACGCCCAACUCUCUCUUUCUUUCUCUCUCAAGAAUCUCAGGAGAGAGAGAAAGGAAACGGUGCUGCAGAGUUCACUAUAUUUACCCAGUACCUGCACUAUCUACUGUACAGUAAUGCUGCAGCAUUAUAAUUGAAGCAUCACUUAACUCCUCUGGUUUUUGGAGAGCUUCAAUGGCAGCUCAAAGCAAAAUCCAUUUCUUGUUCUUGUGCUUAUUGUUUCUUUCUUUAUUCUGGUUCAUCCCCAUUGGUGGUUUGACUAAAGAACAAGAACUAGAUCGAAUCUCAGCUCUUCCUGGCCAACCACCUGUCUCAUUUUCACAGUUUUCUGGUUAUGUUACUGUCAAUGAGAAACACGGGCGUGCAUUGUUCUACUGGUUCACAGAAGCUACUUCACUUCCCCAUGAGAAGCCUCUUGUUCUUUGGCUCAAUGGAGGUCCAGGUUGUUCCUCAGUGGCAUAUGGAGCUUCAGAAGAAAUUGGACCAUUUCGGAUUAACAGAACUGCUUCAUCUCUUUAUCUUAGUAACUUUUCAUGGAACUCAGAAGCAAAUAUUCUGUUCUUGGAGUCACCUGCUGGUGUGGGAUUCUCAUACACAAAUACAAGCUCUGAUUUGAAAGAUUCUGGUGAUAAAAGAACAGCUGAGGAUGCUCUAGUUUUUCUCAUCAGAUGGUUUUCAAGAUUUCCUCAAUACAAAUUUAGAGAUUUCUACAUUGCUGGAGAAAGUUAUGCAGGUCAUUAUGUUCCUCAAUUGGCAAAGAAAAUCCAUGAUUAUAAUAAAGGGCAUCCACAUCCCAUCAUCAAUCUCAAAGGAUUCAUUGUGGGAAAUGCUGUGACAGACAACUACCGUGAUAGUAUUGGAACAGUUACAUACUGGUGGAGCCAUUCAAUGAUAUCAGACAGGACAUACAGAUCAAUUCUUAAAAACUGCAACUUCAAAGAAGAUAACAAAACAUCAAAAAGAUGUGAUGAUUCAGUGAAUUAUGCCAUAAACCAUGAAUUUGGCUAUAUUGAUCAAUACAGCAUUUAUACACCAGCUUGUAUACAGCUGAAAAAUGUUACUACUGCUGUAAGGUCUUUAAGACUCAGAAAUAGCCUUUUGCAAAGAAGGGUUUUUGGUUAUGAUCCUUGCAGUGAGAAUUAUGCAGAGAAAUACUUUAACAGACCUGAUGUGCAGAAGGCUAUGCAUGCAAAUGUUACAGGAAUUCCUUACAAAUGGACCGCUUGCAGUGAUGAGCUGAUCAAGAACUGGAAGGAUUCUGAAUCAACCAUGCUACCUAUAUACAAGGAGCUAAUUACAGCUGGGUUAAGAAUCUGGGUUUUCAGUGGUGACACAGACUCGGUGGUUCCUGUGACUGCCACCAGAUUUUCCCUGAGCCACCUCAACCUCACCGUCAAAACUCGGUGGUAUCCUUGGUACUCGGACAACCAGGUUGGAGGAUGGUCAGAAGUUUACGAUGGGCUAACCUUUGCAACAGUCAGAGGAGCUGGCCAUGAAGUACCAUUAUUUCAACCAAGGAGAGCUUUCACUCUUUUCAAAUCAUUCUUGGCAGAGAAAGAAUUGCCAAAAUAUUGACAAUGCCAUAUCAUUCAUUAUUCAGAAGCAAUCAUGAAACAACAAAAACAUUUGAAAGUUAAUUGGUCUUUGAUACAACAAGGUUUCUGGAGCAAUCCCUAAACCCAUGCCCCUACCAUAAGAAUGAUGGGUGAAGCAAUUCAUUCAAAGUAUAAUCCAUAUUUCUAAGACAAUUUGUUUUUCAAUUCUAAUUCAUUGAAGACAAACCCACCUGCUAAUGUUUCAUAACAUCUGUAUUCUGUAGAAUCUAUAAUGCAAGAACACUAGCAGUCGGAGGUUUCCCAGAGAAACAAAAUGGAAAACUUCUUUCCAUCUUCA
Molecule: messenger RNA, 1911 nt
Organism: Manihot esculenta (cassava)
Lineage: Eukaryota; Viridiplantae; Streptophyta; Magnoliopsida; Malpighiales; Euphorbiaceae
Product: serine carboxypeptidase 24
Exons: 9
Coding region: 193-1593 (466 amino acids)
Biological process (GO): proteolysis; brassinosteroid mediated signaling pathway
Molecular function (GO): serine-type carboxypeptidase activity
Source: RefSeq, a predicted model, not a curated record